AUGGCAGCAGGACGUGGCAAGUCCAGUGGCAAGUCCAGUGGCAAGUCCAGUGGCAAGUCCAGUGGCAAGUCCAGUGGCAAGUCCAGCGGCAAGUCCAGCGGCAAGUCCAGCGGCAAGUCCAGCGGCAAGUCCAGCGGCAAGUCCAGCGGCAAGUCCAGCGGCAAGUCCAGCGGCAAGUCCAGCGGCAAGUCCAGCGGCAAGUCCAGCGGCAAGUCCAGCGGCAAGUCCAGUGGCAAGUCCAGUGGCAAGUCCAGUGGCAAGUCCAGUGGCAAGUCCAGUGGCAAGUCCAGUGGCAAGUCCAGCGGCAAGUCCAGCGGCAAGUCCAGCAAGUCCAGUGGCAAGUCCAGUGGCAAGUCCAGUGGCAAGUCCAGUGGCAAGUCCAGUGGCAAGUCCAGUGGCAAGUCCAGUGGCAAGUCCAGUGGCAAGUCCAGCGGCAAGUCCAGCGGCAAGUCCAGCGGCAAGUCCAGCGGCAAGUCCAGCGGCAAGUCCAGCGGCAAGUCCAGCGGCAAGUCCAGCGGCAAGUCCAGCGGCAAGUCCAGCGGCAAGUCCAGCGGCAAGUCCAGUGGCAAGUCCAGUGGCAAGUCCAGUGGCAAGUCCAGUGGCAAGUCCAGUGGCAAGUCCAGUGGCAAGUCCAGCGGCAAGUCCAGCGGCAAGUCCAGCGGCAAGUCCAGCGGCAAGUCCAGCGGCAAGUCCAGCGGCAAGUCCAGCGGCAAGUCCAGCGGCAAGUCCAGUGGCAAGUCCAGCGGCAAGUCCAGUGGCAAGUCCAGUGGCAAGUCCAGUGGCAAGUCCAGUGCAUGUGAUGACUGCACGGUCAACGUGAACUACUUCUUUCUCUGGCAAAACUCCAGUCCACCACCAGCAGCAACAUGA
Messenger RNA from Sycon ciliatum, 870 nucleotides. Its product is annotated as secreted protein C-like. The transcript is spliced from 3 exons. The coding region runs from base 1 to 870 and encodes 289 amino acids. Lineage: Eukaryota; Metazoa; Porifera; Calcarea; Leucosolenida; Sycettidae. The record is from RefSeq and is a predicted model, not a curated record.